AUGUGUGACUGGAAUACAAGAGAGCUUAAAUCCAUACUGCAGAAGAGCAGUGCAGGGAUAAAGCUAGAACUGGAUUCGGGACAGAUAUCAGUGGAUGGAUUUAUGCGAUAUCUGAGUGGAGAAGAAAACGGCGUUGUUCCACCUGAGAAACUGGAUUUAAAUGAAGAUAUGUCUCAACCACUGUCACACUAUUUCAUCAAUUCCUCACACAACACCUACCUCACAGCUGGGCAGCUGGCCGGUAACUCAUCGGUGGAGAUGUAUCGGCAAGUGCUUUUGUCAGGCUGCCGCUGUGUGGAGCUGGACUGCUGGAAAGGACGAACAGCUGAGGAGGAGCCGGUCAUUACACACGGAUUCACGAUGACAACUGAAAUAUCCUUCAAGGAAGUAAUAGAAGCUAUUGCUGAAUGUGCAUUUAAGACAUCGCCCUUUCCAAUCCUCCUUUCCUUUGAAAACCAUGUGGAUUCCCCUAAACAACAGGCAAAAAUGGCAGAGUACUGCAGAUUAAUAUUUGGAGAUGCAUUGCUUAUGGACCCAUUGGAAAAAUACCCGCUUGAAUCUGGGGUUCCUCUUCCAAGUCCUAUGGAUUUAAUGUACAAAAUUCUGGUGAAGAAUAAAAAGAAGUCACACAAGUCUGCAGAUGGAAGUGCAAAAAAGAAGCUCUCGGAGCAAGCUUCCAACACAUGCAGUGAUACAUCUAGUAUGUUUGAACCUUCCUCCCCUGGAGCAGGAGAAGCAGAUAUUGAGAGCGAUGACGAUGAUGACUAUGAUGAUGACUGUAAAAAGUCGUCGAUGGAUGAAGGUACUGCUGGAAGUGAGGCUAUGGCCACCGAAGAGAUGUCUAACCUGGUGAACUACAUUCAGCCUGUGAAGUUUGAGUCAUUUGAAGUAUCAAAAAAACGCAACAAAAGCUUUGAAAUGUCUUCCUUUGUGGAAACGAAAGGGCUCGAGCAACUGACGAAGUCUCCUGUGGAAUUUGUGGAAUACAACAAAAUGCAGCUAAGCCGAAUUUACCCAAAGGGAACACGUGUAGAUUCUUCCAACUACAUGCCACAAGUCUUCUGGAAUGCUGGCUGCCAGAUGGUUGCUCUUAACUUCCAAACUGUAGAUUUGUCUAUGCAAAUAAACAUGGGAAUGUAUGAGUACAAUGGCAAAAGUGGCUACAGAUUAAAGCCAGAAUUCAUGAGAAGACCAGACAAACACUUUGAUCCAUUUACUGAAGGUAUAGUGGACGGAAUAGUAGCUAACACCUUGUCUGUCAAGAUCAUUUCAGGUCAGUUUCUUUCUGAUAAAAAAGUGGGUACCUAUGUAGAAGUGGACAUGUUUGGCCUACCUGUGGAUACAAGAAGAAAAGCUUUGAAGACCAAGACCUCUCAAGGCAAUGCAGUUAAUCCUGUCUGGGAAGAGGAAACCAUAGUGUUUAAGAAGGUUGUUCUGCCUUCCCUCGCAUGUUUGAGACUCGCAGUGUAUGAAGAAGGAGGGAAAUUUAUCGGUCAUCGGAUAUUACCAGUCUCAGCAAUUCGACCAGGCUAUCACUACAUCUGUUUGAGAAAUGAGAGGAACCAACCUUUGACACUGCCAGCUCUCUUUGUGUACAUAGAGGUCAAAGACUAUGUACCUGACACUUAUGCAGAUGUGAUCGAGGCCUUAUCCAAUCCAAUCAGAUACGUAAACUUGAUGGAGCAGAGAGCUAAGCAACUGGCUGCACUGACUCUGGAAGAUGAAGAAGAGGUAAAGAAAGAGAUUGACCAUGGAGAUGCACCAUCAGAAGCUAACAGUGAACCCAGGCCAACACCAGCAGAAAAUGGGGUCAAUUACACUGCCUCUCUUACACCGAAACCAGCAACUCAGGUUGUCCAUAGUCAACCAGCACCAGGUUCGGUGAAAGCACCUGCAAAGACAGAAGAUCUUAUUCAGAGUGUCCUCACAGAAGUGGAAGCACAGACCAUUGAGGAGCUAAAACAACAGAAGUCUUUUGUUAAGCUACAGAAGAAGCAUUACAAGGAAAUGAAGGACCUUGUAAAGAGGCAUCACAAGAAAACCACUGACCUUAUCAAAGAGCACACUGCGAAGUAUAAUGAAAUCCAAAAUGACUACCUGCGACGGAGAUCAGUUCUAGAAAAGACAGCAAAAAGAGACAGUAAGAAAAGAUCUGAAACGGGCAGCCCAGACCACAGUUCUUCAACUAUUGAACAGGAAUUAGCUGCACUUGACUCUGAAAUGACCCAGAAGCUAGUUGAGCUGAAGGAGAAGCAACAUAACCUCCGACAGGAGCAGUAUUACAGUGAGAAGUACCAGAAACGAGAGCACAUUAAGCUGCUUAUUCAGAAGUUGACAGACGUAGCAGAGGAGUGUCAGAACAGCCAGCUAAAGAAACUGAAAGAAACAUGUGAAAAAGAAAAGAAAGAAUUGAAGAAAAAAAUGGACAAGAAGAGGCAGGAGAAGAUCACAGAAGCAAAGUCCAAGGACAAAAAUCAAAUGGAAGAGGAGAAGACUGAAAUGAUUCGAUCCUAUAUCCAGGAGGUGGUGCAGUACAUAAAACGGUUAGAAGAUGCUCAGAGUAAAAGACAGGAGAAACUUGUAGAAAAACACAAGGAGAUCCGUCAGCAAAUACUGGAUGAAAAGCCUAAGUUGCAGGUGGAACUUGAUCAGGAAUACCAAGACAAAUUCAAAAGACUGCCUUUGGAAAUUCUGGAGUUUGUACAGGAAGCCAUGAAAGGGAAAAUCAGUGAAGAUGGAGACCACAGUUCUGCCCCUUCUUCCCUGACAUCUGACAGUGGAAAAUCAAAUCAUAAACCUCUGCAAAGUGAAGAGGAAUUGGAAGAAGAUAACCCGGAAAAGGUGUUCGAUACUACUUUUUAA
Nestor notabilis (Kea) is the source of this 2862-nucleotide messenger RNA. RefSeq names its product 1-phosphatidylinositol 4,5-bisphosphate phosphodiesterase beta-1-like. Gene Ontology annotation, biological process: lipid catabolic process; memory; phosphatidylinositol-mediated signaling. Gene Ontology annotation, cellular component: nuclear speck; cytoplasm. Gene Ontology annotation, molecular function: calmodulin binding; calcium ion binding; phosphatidylinositol-4,5-bisphosphate phospholipase C activity. The record is from RefSeq and is a predicted model, not a curated record. Lineage: Eukaryota; Metazoa; Chordata; Aves; Psittaciformes; Psittacidae.